AUAAAUACACUUUGUGUCGGUCAAAUAAAAUCACCUAGCAUAGUAUAUAAGCACCUCAUUUCAUUACCAGAAUUAGCUUUGCGUGGAUCUCGUAAAGCAUUUUAAUCGAACGAGGAAUCUGUGUUGCUCCUUGUCGCAAAGGAAAUAACAUGUGCUCGUUCAAUUACGCUAUUUCUGCAAAUUAAUUAAGGGAACAAUUAACAUGAUUAAGAAUUUUUUGUAGUGUCAUUGUGAGUGGCUACAAGAAAGACACCGCUAAAUUUAAAUUUAACAAUAGAAUUUAAUUGUGAAAAAGAAUAGUACGUUUGCAAAACAAAAACACUUUUCAUCGACUGCGUACAAUAGUUCAGUUAUAUUUUGUUGCGAGUGUGUGAAAAUUACAACAGCAUCAAACUGGCGGAGAAAAAGAUGCAAAUGGCUUUAUGCCAAUCCUCAGUGCUUAAAGUUUACCAUGCUGUUAUUGAGGAUGUGAUAGCUAAUGUUCGUGAUGCCUUUCUCGAUGAGGGUGUUGACGAGCAAGUGCUACAAGAAAUGAAACAGAUAUGGCGCUCAAAAUUAAUGGCCAGCAAAGCGGUCGAAAUCAAUCCAGAUCCACCAGAAACACAACCACCACUAAUUGUUUCAAACAAUCCAAAGCCUACCAAGGCACAAGCAGCUAAGGCAAAGAAGGCAGCGGCUGCCGCUGCUGCAGCUUCACAACAACAACAACAGCAGCAGCAGCAACAAAUCAAUAAUAACGGUACUGCUCAAAAUUCAACAACAACCGGUGUGGGUGCAAAUAACUCAGCUGAUGUUAAACCAAAUAUAACUAAUUUACAAGCCACAAACGGACCCACAACAACAGCUGGCUCAUCGUCUAAUGUUACAAAUACAACUAUAAUGAAUGGUACAAUUAAACAAGAACCUGUACAACAACAACAGCCACAACAAAUGCAAACGACUCAAAGUCAACCACCACCAUUACAUCCUACCUCAUCUAAUUCGGCUAUGAUAUUACAACAACAAAAGCAACAACAACAGCAGCAACAAGUUGGUGGCACAAAUCAACAGCAACCAGCUGCUGGCAGUAGCAACAAUCAGCAACAAUCUUCUACUAUACCCAUUGUUGCCGCUUUGGAUCCAAAUCGUAUUAUGCCUGUCAAUAUCACAUUGCCUGCUCAACCCGGUACCAUGAAUUCUGAAUCUCGUGUACUGACCAUACAUGUGCCUGCCUCUGCUUUGCAAGAAAAUCAAUUGACACAGAUCUUAACGGCUCAUUUAAUAUCGUCAAUAAUGUCACUGCCCACAACAUUGGCCUCGUCCGUAUUGCAACAACAUGUUAAUGCUGCACUCGUUAAUGCCAACAUGCAAAAAAAUUUCAAUACAUCUAAACAAAUGGAUGGUGCUCUCGAUACGUCCGAUGAAGAUGAAAGCGAGGAGAGUGAUGCUAAUAUUGAUGACGAUGACAAUGAUGACCUGGAUAAGGAUGAUGAAUCCGAUAUUGAAAAUGAGGGUGGUGCUGAAGAGGAGCCUCUCAAUAGUGAAGACGAUGUAACCGAUGAAGAUGCUACUGAUCUAUUUGAUACCGACAAUGUUAUAGUUUGUCAAUACGAUAAGAUUACUCGUUCGCGUAACAAGUGGAAAUUCUAUUUAAAAGAUGGUAUAAUGAAUAUUGGUGGGAAGGAUUAUGUUUUUCAAAAAUCUAAUGGUGAUGCUGAAUGGUAGUUUCUAUAUUUUAUAUACAUAUAACUUUAUUAUUUCUUUCUUAACACAAUAAAUUACUUAAUUUUUCUCUUGUGCUCAUAAUUAAAAAAAAAAAAUUAAAAUUUAUUUGUUGAUAUGGUAAAAAAAAACAAAACAUAAAUAAACAAAUCAAAAUAUUUAGUUGUAAAAUAUGUCUCCUAUUUAUCUUUAAAAUGAAAACUUAAAAAAGACGUGAAAAGCAACUUUUCGGUAGGCAUUUCUGCAAAUUGUUUUUUUUUAUAUAUUUUUUCUUCUUCACAUACACAUA
Messenger RNA from Lucilia sericata (common green bottle fly), 1990 nucleotides. RefSeq names its product transcription initiation factor IIA subunit 1 (gene TfIIA-L). Gene Ontology annotation, biological process: transcription by RNA polymerase II; transcription initiation at RNA polymerase II promoter. Lineage: Eukaryota; Metazoa; Arthropoda; Insecta; Diptera; Calliphoridae. The transcript is spliced from 8 exons. Gene Ontology annotation, cellular component: transcription factor TFIIA complex. The record is from RefSeq and is a predicted model, not a curated record. Bases 409 to 1704 code for a protein of 431 amino acids.